AUGGCAACAUUAACUGCAAAUGCCAUAACAGACAUUCUUGCAGGCAUGUCUCUUGUUGACCCGUCUUUACAAGUUACAGCAAUACAUUCCAUUCAACAACCUCAUUCUACAAAUGUCAAAUAUCGCCUACAACUCUCUGAUGGUAUGCACACCCAUCCAACAUUGCUUCCUGACCAAAUGAACAGUCUUGUUCUAGAAGAAGCUUUAGUCACGGGUUCUAUUCUCUGCCUUACAGAAUAUUCUUGCAAGAUAUUCGACAAAUACACGGCUAUUAUAAUUCUUAGCUUCGACAUAAUUUCAAAUAAUGCAGCUAUCAUUGGAUCUCCAACUCCACUCCUACAAGCUAUUGCCUACCUUCCAUCAAAUAGUUCUGAAGACCCAUUGAACCCUUUCCCAAUUAUUCCCAUUAAAACAUUGACCCCAUAUCACAAACAAUGGUCCAUUCAAGGUCGAGCAUUAGCAAAAACCCCUAUUCACAAUUUCAAAAAUGUAGGACGUGAUGGGAAAGUUUUUGGAUUUGAUUUUGUAGACAUGUUAGGAUCUGAAAUACAUGUAGUGAACAAAAAAAAAUGUAAGAAAAAAGUUGUGCAAAGUUCACCCAACACAUUCCAAUGCCCAAAGUGUUCUACUGAUCUCUCUGAAUGCGAUUUUAGCUACAUGCUUAAAAUGGACUUGCAAGAUGAAACAGGUGAGCUUCUUAAAGUUACUGCAUUCGAAGGACCAUCAAAUACCUUGUUGGGUGUUCCUGCAAAAGAUUUCCAGCUACUUCUAGCAGAACCUAAUGCUGUGGAACCUAUAUUGAGCAAUGUUAUUGAUUGCAAAUUUUUCUUUGAUCUCAACAUCAAAAUGGUUCCAUUUGCUGGCCAAGAAACACAAAGCAUUGUUAUUACAGCCAUUAAGCCUACCUAA
Molecule: messenger RNA, 909 nt
Organism: Cryptomeria japonica (Japanese cedar)
Lineage: Eukaryota; Viridiplantae; Streptophyta; Pinopsida; Cupressales; Cupressaceae
Product: replication protein A 70 kDa DNA-binding subunit A-like
Exons: 3
Coding region: 1-909 (302 amino acids)
Biological process (GO): DNA replication
Cellular component (GO): nucleus
Molecular function (GO): DNA binding
Source: RefSeq, a predicted model, not a curated record